AGAUCAUGGAGGAGGCUGUGACGAGGAAGUUUGUGCACGAGGACAGCAGCCACAUCAUCUCCUUCUGUGCUGCCGUGGAGUGCUGCGUGCUGUUCGGGCUGAAGCGGAGGGCAGCCGGCUUCCUGCGCAGCAACAAGAUCGCAGCACUCUUCAUGAAGGUGGGCAAGAGCUUCCCCCUGGCAGAGGAGCUCUGCAGGAAGGUGCAGGACCUGGAGCAGCUCAUUGAGAACGCGCGGAACCAAGGCCAGGGGGUCCCAGAGAAUGUGCGCAAGGUGCCGAAGGUGCCCAACCUGUCUCCCCAGGCCAUCAAGCACCUCUGGAUCCGCACCGCCCUCUUCGAAAAGGUCCUGGAUAAAAUCGUGCACUACCUGGUGGAGAACAGCAGUAAGUACUAUGAGAAGGAAGCUCUCCUGAUGGAUCCUGUGGAUGGGCCAAUCCUUGCAUCUUUAUUGGUGGGGCCCUGUGCACUGGAAUACACGAAGAUGAAGACUGCUGACCACUUCUGGACAGACCCCUCUGCCGAUGAGCUGGUGCAGAGGCACCGGAUCCACAGCUCCCACUGCCGCCAGGACUCGCCCACCAAGCGCCCGGCGCUCUGCAUUCAGAAAAGACACUCCAGUGGCAGCAUGGAUGACAGGCCAUCCCUGUCUGCCAGGGACUACGUGGAGUCCCUGCACCAGAAUUCCCGAGCCACGCUCCUGUACGGCAAGAACAACGUCCUGGUGCAGCCGCGAGAUGACAUGGAGGCAAUCCCGGGGUACCUGUCCCUUCACCAGACUGCUGACAUCAUGGCACUCAAGUGGACCCCCAACCAGCUGAUGAACGGCUCCGUGGGCGACCUGGACUACGAGAAGAGCGUGUACUGGGACUAUGCCAUGACCAUUCGCCUGGAGGAGAUCGUGUACCUGCACUGUCACCAGCAAGUGGACAGUGGUGGCACGGUUGUCCUGGUGAGCCAGGAUGGCAUCCAGAGGCCACCCCUGCGCUUCCCCCGUGGAGGACACCUGCUGCAGUUCCUGUCCUGCCUGGAGAACGGCCUCCUGCCCCACGGGCAGCUGGAUCCGCCCCUCUGGUCACAGCGGGGAAAGGGAAAGGUGUUUCCCAAACUGAGGAAGAGAAGCCCCCAGGGCUCCUCCGAGUCCGCGUCCGACAAGGAGGAUGACGAAGCCACGGAUUAUGUCUUCAGGAUCAUCUACCCUGGGACACAGGCAGAGUUUGUUGCCAUUAAUGGUGCUUUUCACCCAUUCAUUGCACCUGUGACUGCUGGGAGAGGGAAGAUCACGAAGAUUCCAGCUGGAAGGAAGAUGGUGGUGAUCCCUAAAUGGUGUCUGAGCCUCCCUGGCACAUCCCAAGCUCUCCGUGCUGCUCUGGGCUCCUCUUGGCAUCAGAUGCCCCAGGACCUGAUGGAUGCUCCAGGGGCUGUCCUGCCCCCCAUGUGGCAGCCCAGCACCCGCAAAUCCUCCUGCUCCUCCUGCUCCCAGAGCGGCUCCUCGGACGGGGGCCCUGCCAACGGCUGCAGCCACGAGAGAGCUCCACUGAAGCUGCUGUGUGACAACAUGAAGUACCAGAUCCUGUCCCGGGCUUUCUAUGGAUGGCUGGCCUACUGCAGACACCUGUCCACGGUGAGGACUCACCUGUCAGCCCUGGUCAACCACAGCAUCGUGUCCCCCGACGUGCCCUGCAGCGCCAGCGCGGGGCUCACCGUGGACAUCUGGCACAGAUACCUGCAGGACAGCUCGAGUUAUGAGGACCAGGAGCUGCUGAGGCUGAUCUACUACGGCGGGAUCCAGCACGAGAUCAGGAAGGCGGUGUGGCCCUUCCUGCUGGGCCAUUACCAGUUUGGGAUGACGGAGGCCGAGAGGAAGGAGGCUGACGAGCAGACGCGGGCGUGCUACGAGCACACCAUGGCCGAGUGGCUGGGCUGCGAGGCCAUCGUCCGGCAGCGCGAGAAGGAGUCCCACGCCGCCGCCCUGGCCAAGUGCUCCUCGGGGGCCAGCCUGGACUCCCACAUCCAGAGGAUGAUGCACAGGGACUCCACCAUCAGCAACGAGUCCUCGCAGAGCUGCAGCUCCGGCCGGCAGAACCACGCCCGGCUGCAGAGCGACUCCAGCUCCAGCACCCAGGUAUUUGAAUCUGUGGAUGAGGUGGAACAGACUGAAGUAGAUUCUCAGCUGGAAGAUGGCAAACAAAGCAAGAUCCCCAACGGGACAGUCCCCAAUGGCACAUGUUCCCCUGAUUCUGGGCACCCCUCUUCCCAAAACUUCUCCAUCACUUCGGGCUUCUCAGAGCGCAGCUUCAGCAACGAGGACAGUGCCCUGGAAACCACCAAAUCCUCCUCCAGCUCCCAGGGAAAGGCUGCAGGGUCUGAUGUGCCGGCCCCACCAGACACAGAUGGUGUCCAGCAGGAGAAGCUGGAAGGCCAAGACAGCCUGGAAGGUGAAUUCCCCACUGGUGGAAGCGUGGACUUUGUCCCCAUGGGCGAGGGCUCGGCAGGGCUGCUGCGUGACAGUGACACUGUGGCCCUGACUGUGGUGGAGAGCUGGGCAGACAGCGAGGCUGAGAAGCAGAGCCUGGUGGAGAGCGAGGACAACCUCUCUGAGGAACCAGAGAUGGAGAGUCUGUACCCACAGCUGGACUCUCUGACUGUCACUGAUCUGACCAGCACUGAACCAGCUGCUCUCUCCUCCACGGGUGUCACCUACUCUCCAGAGCUGCUGGACAUGUACACGGUGAACCUGCACCGCAUCGAGAAGGACGUGCAGCGCUGUGACCGCAACUACUGGUACUUCACUCCUGCCAACCUGGAGAAGCUCCGCAAUGUCAUGUGCAGCUACAUCUGGCAGCACAUUGAGAUUGGCUACGUGCAGGGGAUGUGUGACCUGCUGGCCCCUCUCCUGGUCAUCCUGGAUGAUGAGGCUCUGGCUUUCAGUUGCUUCACUGAGCUGAUGAAGAGGAUGAACCAGAACUUCCCCCAUGGAGGAGCCAUGGACACCCACUUUGCCAACAUGAGGUCGCUGAUCCAGAUUCUGGACUCUGAGCUCUUUGAGCUGAUGCACCAGAAUGGGGAUUACACUCAUUUCUACUUCUGCUACCGAUGGUUUCUCCUGGACUUCAAGAGAGAGCUGGUGUAUGAUGAUGUCUUCGCUGUCUGGGAGACCAUCUGGGCUGCUGCUCACGUCUCCUCUGCUCACUACGUGCUCUUCAUAGCCCUGGCCCUGGUGGAGAUGUACAGGGACAUCAUCCUGGAGAACAACAUGGAUUUUACAGACAUCAUCAAGUUUUUCAAUGAAAUGGCCGAGCGCCACAACACCAAACAGAUCCUGAAGCUGGCUCGGGACCUGGUCUAUAAAGUGCAGACUCUGAUCGAGAACAAAUGAAGGGCCCAGGGCAGAUGAGGCACCCAAAGAGCCAGGACUCCCCUCCAAUGCUUCCUCCCUUCUCCUGUUUCUCCAAGUGCCACACCUGUGGGACUCAGGUGGUGGGACACGUGCUGCUAUGUGAGCUGGGAGUCCCCUGGGCUCAGCACAGACCUUCUGCAGUGACUCAACCAAAGAUCCCUCCAGGUGUGUUCCUGUGCUGGGAGCAGGACCAGGCUGUGGCUUCUUGGCCACCAGAACUGCCCAGGCAUUGCCACAUCCCAGGGUGGAGCUUGGAGGCUGGGGCAGCAGAGCUUGGUGGCACAGAGGGAAAGCUGCUUCCUUGGAAAGCUGCUUCCUUGGGCAGCCCUUCCCUGUGGUGUGGGGAGGCAGCCAGCCCUGCCAGCCCAGGCAGCACAGGGAUGCUGCCAGUUCUCAACUUCUCACCAUCACAACGAGGUUCUGCCAGUAAUGGGGGGGACUUUGAUCACAGAAAUUCCUCUUUUGAUCUUGACCCUCAAUGCAUUGCUUCCCCUUCGGUGUUUUCUUUUCUUAGGGCUCUCUUUUCUCCCUGGGAUUUUACAUUGUUCCUACGAUAUCUGAGCACACAAGUGUUUCGUGUCUGGAUGGAUUUUCAGAACAGCUCCAAAUUCAGCAUUGGGGUUACUUUUAAAAAUCCAGCCUCUGUAAUGUUCUCUGAAUGCUGGGAAAUCUGGUCCUGACCUCCUCUGGGAACUCCAGGGUGGAGGUUUUCUUACCUGCCUUACUUUAGCUGCUUGUGUAGGAGUCUGGUCUCCUUGUUCUGUGAGCUCCUCAGAAGGCAAGUCAGAGCUCCUGAUUAUCCCGACUUUCCCUCUGACAGCUCUAGGGCUGGCUAUUGAAUCUCCUAAAACCCACUGAGCAUCUCCAAUUAGGUCUUGGUGGGCUUGUCCCACAGGCCUGUGAGAGGAAAAUAGCCCAAUGUCCCUGAGUGGUCUUUGCUUUGGGAAGAUGCACUUGUGUGGCCACUUUUGCUGCACAGCCUGGAGCCCACUGCAUGAAGUGCCUCUCCAGCUGCUGUGUCCCACACAGGCUGCCCUGCAGAGGCUUCAGAGUCAUUUUUCAACUCAGGUAAAAACAAUACAGGAAAAGGAGAGGGGUGGGUGGAUGGACGGUCCAGCCCAGCCAGGGAGGGCAGUGCUGGGUUGGAACUCUCUCUGAGGGUACUUUCUCUCAAGUUUUGCUGCAAACAUUUGUGUUCUCCCCCUGGUGCAGUGUGUGCUGUGUGUGUGCUCUCCUCUGGCCCUGCUCCUGCCUUGCUGCUGGAGUGCUCCCAUGGGAAGGAAAGGAGCUCUUCCUCCUCUUGUGGAACAUCUGUCUGUGCUGGUUUGUGUUGGCUCGUGGCUCGUGUCAGAUGUUGCUGGCAGAAAAAAAGGUGGUUGUCAGUCUGCACCAGAGAAAAUUGCUGCUUCAGGGAAGGUCUGAGGAGCACAGUGGAGUGGUUUGCUGUUUCUGAGCAAAUCAGCAAUUUCUGUAUUCUGGGACAUGGAGGUCACAGCUGGAAAAGGCAGUGGCACAUCCUGAACCCUUUGGGGAAGGGGGAGAGCAAUGGCCAACCCUUCAGUCAUCAUAAUCCCAACAGAUGUGUACAAAUCUGGGAAAUUUUCUGAAGCCCAAAGGGGGCUUGGCCGCAGUAGCACAGGAAACAAAGAGCUUGAGAUCUGCCAGUUCCUGUGAGAAUCUUUCAUCUUUCCACCAAGCAGAGUGAAAAGCUCGUGUCCUCCCUCCUUCCCAGGCUGCUCCUGUUCCCUCAGGGUUCCAGGACAGAUCUGUCACCUGUCCUAGAGGGAAGGGAAAGCGCUCUGUUCUCUCUUUCCUGGGGGACAGGAAAGGGUCACCUGAAACACCACCUGUGACCAAGCAACAUCAUUGACACUAAACCUUUCAAGCUUCUUUCCUUGGUUUUUAAACAAAAACAGCAAGAAAUUCUGCACAAUAUUUGCUGUCUGUACUAACUGAGAGUGUCUUUGGGCCGCUCAAUAGCAGUGUUUUUUGAAUAAUUUCUGGGGGGGGAAAAAAGUAUUUAUUUAUUGAUUGUACCUGACUGUGUGUCCUUGUGUGCUGGCGUGUGAGUGUGCGCUGUUGUGCAAAUGGAGAUAGAAAUUUUCAAUGUUAUUUACGAUAUCUUGUAAAUGUUUACCAGAGAAUUGUGUCUAUAUAUAAUACAUAUACAGUAUAGAGAGAAAAUAUGUGAACUAAGUGGGUUAUUUUUUGAAGAUGGGGGGGGUGAGAAAUCUUCUGCUUCUAAGAACUGUGUGGUUUCUAUAGCACCUAUUCCAUGAUGUGCCAAUCUGUCACUGUCCCUGUGCUGGGAGAGUUGUUCUGGUGGGGCAACAGGAAGCUCAGAGCAGAGCCACCUCACAGCCUCAGUUUGGCUUCAUCUUGGCUCUGACUUUAAGACUGGGCAAGAGGAAAAAGAAAUGAGGAAAAAAUAAUAUAAAAAGAGCUUUGUUUCAGCUGUGUUGCUGGGCAAGUUCUUGUGCCUGUGGUGACCCACAGUGAGACCCCAGCAGGAGCCUGGGGCUCUCUUGGCUGGUUGAGAGCUGCUAAGAAGCUGAAAAGCAAAGGUUUUGCUGUGCAGCUGUUUGUGGGUCUUCUCUGGCCUCAGCCUGUCCUGCCUGGCUCUGCCCCCCUGCUGGAUCCCCACGAGAUAAAGCCUUGUUCUGGAAUUCUGACAGGGGCAGUCGUGGCCCUUGGGAUCUCUCCCAGCUGUGCAGCCGAGGAUGGCCUGUUUGCCACGCAGGAGAAGCCUGUCACCAGGCUUGGCCAUAUACAGUAAUCCUGCCUGGCCCCUUGGGGAAGAGGAAUGUCUCAUCCCAGCAGCUCUGUGCAGCUGAAAUCCUCCCCACAAUGGCACUGCCAGCUCAGGACUAUUUUAACCUGUUGUUGGCUCUGUGGGAGCAGGGACUGGAGCUCUGUGCCUUAAACUGACAGAGGGCAGGGUUAGAUUGGAUUUGA
Messenger RNA from Ficedula albicollis (Collared flycatcher), 6353 nucleotides. RefSeq names its product small G protein signaling modulator 1 (gene SGSM1). Gene Ontology annotation, biological process: activation of GTPase activity. Bases 6 to 3377 code for a protein of 1123 amino acids. NCBI's taxonomy places the organism in Eukaryota, Metazoa, Chordata, Aves, Passeriformes, Muscicapidae. Gene Ontology annotation, molecular function: GTPase activator activity. The transcript has 24 exons. The record is from RefSeq and is a predicted model, not a curated record.